Molecule: messenger RNA, 1682 nt
Organism: Musa acuminata AAA Group (dessert banana)
Lineage: Eukaryota; Viridiplantae; Streptophyta; Magnoliopsida; Zingiberales; Musaceae
Product: wall-associated receptor kinase 1-like
Exons: 3
Coding region: 159-1682 (507 amino acids)
Molecular function (GO): calcium ion binding; polysaccharide binding
Source: RefSeq, a predicted model, not a curated record
CUCCUGUGGCUGGGUUUAUGGUGUUACCGUAGAGUGUUUUAUGUAUUGUCCAUGUCGCCGAUUCAAGUUAUUCUCUGACCUGCAGGAAUCCCGCUUUAUCGAACAGGACUGAGGUAGCUGGAAGAGGGAAAGGUUAGUCUGAGAGAGAGAGAGAAGGGAUGGUGUGGGUGGAGCUGUUGCUGUUGCUGCUGAAAUUGAGUUCAGUGGGUUCAACAAAUGUAGAAAGCGCAUCAACAAAGGAAACUUUCACUUUACCUUCCAAUUGCACAAAAAGAUGUGGUAAUAUCAGCUUCGAGUACCCUUUCGGGAUAGACAAAGGUUGUUAUCGUCAGGGCUUUAAUCUUACUUGCAAGAAAGAUACCGACCAACCUCCAAGGCUCUUCUUGGGUGAUGGAAAACUCGAGGUCACUAGAAUCGAUUUGGAUACUAGGAAAGUGCACGUCAAAACACCCAAUGUCACCAUUGGCGCGGAUGUGAAGUUCAUUAACGUUCCAUUGGUUGAUCUUCACAAUUGGCCUUACUCUUUAACAUCAGCUGAAUUGAUGCUACGUAACACCUAUCUUAUUACUACAUAUAAUGGAUUGCAUGUCUCUGGUUGCAGCGCCAUCGCCACUCUAGUGGAUCCCAUCACUAAUGAAACUUUUGAUACUUGCGCAACUAUAUGCACACCCAAUGGUAACAGGUACUGCACAAUUGAUCUCAUGAGUUGGAACAGGACUUCCCUGGGGAUUCAAUUAACUCGACUCGACCAGAACGAAUUUCUUGUUAACAGCUCCAGCAUCAAAGUCUUUCUUUAUGAUGCAAACAAGUAUUCUAAAGAUGAUCUCAAAGAAGUGACGAACAGAGAAAGCACAGAAGUGGAGGCCGCCCUAUCAUGGUACAUCAAAGACGAUCCUACUUGUGAAGAGGCUGAGAAGAAUAUGAAAUCUUACGCUUGCAUCAGUUCCAAUAGUGACUGCAACGACAUCUUUAAUUAUAACGAAAAGAAUCUUGGGUACUCGUGUCGAUGUUCUUUUAAUUAUCAAGGCAAUCCAUACCUACCCGAUGGCUGUCAAGAAACAUCUUCGACUCUUGUUCCGGUGAAAGGCUGUCUAACGGAAUGUGGGGGUGUUAACGUCUCUUUUCCAUUCGGACUGAAUCAGGGCUGUUACAGAAGCCAGUCAUUUGCUCUAACAUGCAACAAGACGUCCAAUCCUCCCACUCUCCUCUUCCAGGACAAUUACAUAGUGCGCAAUAUAUCGUUGGAAGGACACUUGGAACUCAUGGCGCCAAACAGAGAACCAUACAGUUACAGUUUCUUUUACCGCUCCUACCUUCAAGUUCCGUAUGAAACUCGAACUUUCACUCAAAUUGAGCAGUUGUUUACCUUUAGUUGGGUAAUUGAGUCCCAGAGUUGUGAGAGUGCCAGAAUGAACAUUUCCACCUUCGCAUGUGUCGACGAACACAGCACAUGUCUGAAUACCAAAAGUUCUACCAAAGAUCGUUUGGGAUAUCGCUGCAAAUGCUCUGAAGGUUAUCAAGGAAAUCCAUACCUUAGCAAUGGGUGUCAAGAUAUUGACGAGUGCACAUUUCCUGACAAAUAUGCUUGCGAUGGGAUAUGUAGAAAUAUGAUCGGCAGCUAUAACUGCAUCCAAAAACGGUCUGUUUUAUUAGGUAAGUCCUCUAAACUGUGGCUAAUAUAA